Messenger RNA from Macrosteles quadrilineatus (aster leafhopper), 4308 nucleotides. Its product is annotated as protein scarlet-like. The transcript has 15 exons. Lineage: Eukaryota; Metazoa; Arthropoda; Insecta; Hemiptera; Cicadellidae. The record is from RefSeq and is a predicted model, not a curated record. Gene Ontology annotation, molecular function: ATP binding; ABC-type transporter activity; ATP hydrolysis activity. Bases 122 to 2047 code for a protein of 641 amino acids. Gene Ontology annotation, cellular component: plasma membrane.
UUCGACAACACAAUCACAAUCCUGCGCUCCGUCAGACUGCGAGUGCGAGUGCCGAGUACUGCGACUGCGCUUGAAGUUAUUGUUACAGUAAUAAAUUACUUAUGCAUUCAGCCUGAGAGUCAUGAAAAUGAAUCUUGAACUUCCCAUUACCCAAAACUCUUCGGAUCCAAAUGAAGAUGGUCUGAUAGGUGCAGGGAACCUGACAUUGUCCUGGCAUAAUAUUUCUGUUUGGGUGAAGAAAAAGAACGAAGAGAAGAGCUCAUGGCUUCAGCAGAAAUACCAAGAUGUUAGAAUAAUCAACAAAGUGAGUGGUCUAGCAGAGCCUGGGUCUUUGGUGGCGAUUAUGGGGCCAAGUGGAGCAGGGAAGACAACAUUGUUGGCCACCAUCAGUCAGCGGCUUCAAGGUGAUGUUUACGGCCAGAUUCUGCUCAAUGGAAACCAGGUGACUCAACAGCUGAUGACGAGAGUGUCAGGCUUUGUACCACAACAGGACCUGACUCUGAAGGGCCUCACUGUCCUCGAGCACAUGCAACUCAUGGCUAGAUUGAAGAUGGAUCGUCGUCUGAGGACGUCCCACAGGAACCGAAGAGUUUUGACACUCAUCAACGAGCUUGGUUUGGCCAAAUGCAGCACUACGAGGCUGUCGGCUCUGUCAGGCGGAGAAACCAAAAAAGUCUCACUUGCUGUCCAGAUGCUGACAGACCCUGCGCUGCUGUUCUGUGAUGAGCCGACUACAGGUCUAGACAGUUACAACGCAGGCGCUGUGGUGGAGAGACUACGCAGUCUAGCAGUGAGAGGCAAGACUGUAAUCUGCAGCAUCCAUCAGCCUACGUCCGGCAUUUUCGACAUGUUCCACAGUGUCAUACUGCUAGCGCCUGGAGGUGAACUGGCUUACCAGGGCGACCCACAGCACGCACUACAACACUUCAACAAUUUAGACAUUGUUUGUCCCACUUCUUAUAACCUGGCAGAGUUCCUAGUGUCACAACUAAAUGUCACCGACCAGCCAGAGUCUCAAUCCAAGGUACAAAGAAUAUGUUCCAAGUAUCUGGAGUCUGAGGUUGGAAAAGAGCACGAGAAGAAACUUGAGAAAUUGAAAAACCGCAAGAGGCACAACAACAUACUAGAAGUCAGCAACGGUGUAGCACACUACGGAGAAUUGGAGGACGAAUUUCAGAAGUAUGUGAAUAUCCAAACGCCGAAACUCUUUACCCAGCUUUACUGGCUUGUUUGGAGGUCAUUUGUUGAAAUAUUUCGAAACCCCCAGGAACAGCUUCUACGACUCGCCUUCUAUAUGUUCAUCGCACUGCUGAUAUCCACUCCAUACACAGGUCUAUCAGUAGACCAGGCUGGUAUACAGAACAUGCAGGGAUGCUUGUACCUGGUGGUGGUGGAAACUAUCUUCACAUUCACCUACAGUGUGUUUCAUACAUUCCCAUCAGAGAUACCUGUGUUACUGAGAGAAAUAGGCAACGGACUGUACACUCCUGGACCUUACUAUGUCUCCAAGAUGAUAGUUCUGCUGCCAAGAGCACUGAUAGAGCCCAUCCUCUACUCUGCUACUGUGUUUUACAUUGCUGGACUGUUUGGUGGAGUUACAGGCUUUAUACAGUUCUGUGUGCCAAUCAUCGCCUGUGCCAUCACUGCCACUGCAUGGGGUUGCUUGAUAUCAGCAAUGUUCGAAUCUGUCUCUACUGGAUCAUUAGUCUCAGUACCAAUAGAACAAGUUUGUCUACUAUUUUGUGGUAUCUUUCUAUCAUUGAGCGAUGCGCCCUUACACCUGGCUUGGAUAAAGUAUAUCUCGAUGUUUUACUAUGGCUUGGAAGCUGUCUCAAUUUUGCAAUGGACUAGGAUUGAAGAGAUCCCUUGUUCGGAGAACAAAAAUGUUCCUUGUAUAUCAACUGGUGACGGAGUACUGGAAAACUACGGCUACAGUGCUGCAAACUACAGAUUGGACUUGCUAGGUCUGGGGGCUUUGUACUGCGUAGCUCACAUAAUUGGCUUCCUGGCGUUCAAGAAAAGAAGCAAAAAGCAAGCUGCAUAUUGAAGACUUCAAGAGUUUAAUCAAACCAUUUUUAAGAGUACAUUUUAACUCAAUCAGUUCAAUCUCUAUCCGUCUCAAAGGGUGCACAUGUAACAAAAUGAAAAUACUCAUUGAAUGACAGUCUUAUGACUAAAGUUUGCAAUAUAGAUAUUUAUAGUUUACUUUUAUUUAAUUUGGCUGAUACCAUAAUACGUAGAUCUAGAUACCAUAAUACAAACAGCUUCCGGUUGACCUUAAAAGCUGUUUAAGUUUUCAUCCAUGAAUUGGUUUCACUGUGUAAGGAGUUUAGAACAGACUAUAAAGCAUGGCUCACACUAGGGCUGUGAAUUGACACAUGGCAUCAGCUGUGAAUUGAAAGAAGCCGCUACUGUCAGCUUAAUGUGACCACAAAAUUCGCAGCUGACACCGCCAGCCGGUGAGCAUUUGUCAGUGGCUGGCAAAGUCGGACAUGUUCAACUUUUGGCAGCGAGGCAGCGGUGACUAGUGGUCACGUGUGCCAGCAGCGACAAAAGAUAAUUUUCAUCUUGGUUUUACACAAAAACACCUGUCUCAAUUUUUUCAAUUAGAGGUUUAACUAAUUGUAGCAAUUCUUGGAAUGUAUGUGGUGACAUUCGUAAAACAUUUUUGUAUGUUUCUCAUUCACCUUCUUUUAGUUUUUGCAACCAGCUUGUUUGGACCAAUGCCCAAAAAAAAACUUGACAUGACAUGAGUGGACUGUAUUGGGAAUUUACUAGUGACUCAAAGGUUUGACAUAAAAAAUCAAUAUGUGGUCAAUACAUUUAUUUUACUCUACCUUUUAACAUUUGGUUACAUGUACAUCAUUAUUCUUACUAUGGUACAUAUUAUCUGGCCAGAUUAGUAUAAUGAUUUUACCAAUUAGUUUUAUGUUUGAGGCUUUGGGAAAGGAAAGAGAUGGGAAGUGACCAUAUAGUCUUUAGAUUUGUAUUUAAAUUAUAUACAAUAGGGAAGAACUCUGGACAUGUUGCUUACUUCAAUUCAUGAUUGUAAAAGGAGAAAGUGGAUAUACCUCCGCCAGAUAAAGUAGUUUUAAAAGUCUUCCACUUGAUGGAAGCACUAAUCGACACACUGAACCACACAAAAUAGUUUGCUGAUUUUCCACUAGAGUUCAGGAAGAAUAUGUUUUAAGGAUAGCCCAAACAGGCUUGAAGAAGCUCCUAACUGUUCCUUUAUUUGUAUCCAAGGUCUGGUCCACUAACGCCUCUUCUUGCAGUUAAGCAUUUUUAAAUAAAGUUCUUUCUCUUUCACACACAUCCUCAAUAAUCGAUUAAGUACUGGUUUAUGAGGAGCCAAGGACGAAAUGGGAACAAGAACUGAGCUUUAAACUAGGGGAUUAAAAGCAGUAAUUCUUAGCGUAGAAAUGACUGAGCUUAAGUGGUCGGGGAAGCAGGUUAUUGAUUUCUCAAAUUUAUUCCAAAACUAUGCGUGCUUAUGGGACGUUUCUUCAAAGAAGUAGGAACGUGAGUUUUAGGAACGUCAAAGAAGCAGCUUACUGUAAAUUGUUGCAAAACCUCACAGCUUUUCAUUCUCACACAUCCUCAAUAAUCACUUAAGUAUUCGUUACGAGGUCCCAAGACGCUGAUCACUAGCAGCUGACAAUCUACCUACUGCGACCCAUGCAAAAGCCGCUGCUUGGUGGUGCUGGUGCCAGUCGCUGAUCACAAGCAGCUGGCGAGCAGCCUAGUGUGACCCGUGCUUAUGGAGGGUAUCAGCUACUUAAUAACAUGAGAGUGAAUAAUGUGUAAGUCUAUUCUACAUUGGCACUUUGCAGGGGAAAAACAUUUCAUACAUGCCUCGUUAGUGCAUGAAUGGACUAUUCCCUAAUACAGCAAGGUGUUGCUGAUGAAUGCUACAUUGCUAUGGUUUGUGAUUGCUAGUUUUCCUUUUUAUGAGUUUGCUAUUUUUUACUCACUAACUUAUUACCAGUAUUUCUGAUAACUUACAAACCUGCACUAUAGAUUAUAAGUUAGAAGGGAUCAAAAAAGUUUCUCUUAUUAUAGGCUAACAAUUAAUUUUGAAGAAUUUCAUUGACUUCAUAGGGCUACCUUUAGUCUCAACAUGGUGCAACUAAGACAAGGUUUAUUUUCCAUAUAUUUUAUUUUUGAUCUUUUACAAAACCUAAACUGAUUUAUUGUUAUGUGUAGAGUGAUAUGAAUGUAUCUUUUACAUCAGUGAAUUGUCAUUCAUAUUUAUUAUUAUAUGUAUAUAUAUAGAUUUGAUAGUUUAUAAUAUUUUUAUACUUGAUU